CCCUCGCGGAUUGAGGCUGCCCUCGGCGCUGCCUGAACUGCUGUGCGCGCCUCCGGGCGUGAUUUUGCAUUAUCUGGACAGGAUCGGCAGAUUCUGGAUUUCAGCUGUUAUCCUGGCUGCGGAUGGCAGCGUAAGAGGCGCUGAAGUGAUGAUUCUGUGGCCUCCUGGAGCUCCAGCGUCGCUCAGGACAAGCCGCGCAGGGACCUUGGGCCCGGGCCUCUUCCCGUCAAGAUGGCGGCGCCCAGCGCGCACGGCGUCUGGGUAGCUGCAGGUUAACCUCCUGCCUUGGAGCCAGCCGGGGGCUGCGCUGCUGUCUUUGAAACGCCCGCCAUCUGGGUUUCCCGGCCAGCGCUGGGACCUUUUAUGCUAUUUUCUGCUGUGGCUGUCUUGAUUUUGCAUUUCUACCAGCAAGUGCCCAGAGAUUCCAGUCUCCACCUAGGAGGACUACCAAUGAGAAGGCUGCCACCAGAUUCUGACCCUUGAGCCUCCAAGACUGUGAACCAAAUAACCUCUUUAUAAAGUUGUUGAGCCUCAGACUCAACUUCCUGCCCCUAAAGUGAAGCUACGAAGCCAGCAGAGCUUCAGAUCUGUGAGAAGUUUCUACAAUGAUCUGUUCAGCCCUCAUCAGAGUUGCCCAUGAGGGCCUCUGCCUGGUGAGGAAGGCCACUCAUGUCUGCAGAUUCCAUCAGCACCGGGCCUGGGGCUCAAAGCCUGUUGCAUCAGAGUUUGCUGCCCGAGGAGCUCCAGGCAUUGUGGUGGAGCUCUUGGGCAAAUCCUACCCUCAGGACGAUCACACCAACCUGACUCAGAAGGUCCUCUCCAAGGUCGGCAGAAAUCUACACAACCAGGAGCAGCACCCUCUGUGGCUGAUCAAGGAGCGGGUGAAGGAGCACUUCUACAGCCACUAUGUGGGCCGCUCUGGGACCCCACUGUUCUCUGUCUAUGACCAGCUUUCUCCAGUGGUCACCACCUGGCAGAACUUUGAUAGUCUUCUCAUCCCUGGUGAUCACCCCAGCAGGAAGAAGGGGGACAACUAUUACCUGAAUCGGACACACAUGCUGAGAGCACACACAUCUGCACACCAGUGGGACUUACUGCAUGCGGGGCUGGAUGCCUUCCUGGUGGUCGGUGAUGUCUACCGGCGUGACCAGAUUGAUUCUCAGCACUACCCAGUUUUCCAUCAGCUGGAGGGCGUCCGGCUCUUCUCCAAGCAUGAGUUAUUUGCUGGUGUAAAAGAUGGAGAAAGCCUGCAGCUCUUCGAACAGAGUUUUCGCUCUGCCCAUAAACAAGAAACACACACCAUGGAGGCCAUGAAGCUUGUAGAGUUUGACCUUAAGCAAGUGCUGACUAAGCUUGUGUCACAUCUUUUUGGAGAUGAGCUGGAGGUCCGGUGGGUGGACUGCUACUUUCCUUUCACUCAUCCUUCCUUCGAGAUGGAAAUCAACUUCCAUGGAGAAUGGCUAGAAGUUCUUGGCUGCGGGGUGAUGGAACAGCGGCUUGUCAAUUCAGCUGGUGCUCAUGAUCAAAUCGGCUGGGCUUUUGGCCUAGGGUUAGAAAGACUGGCUAUGAUCCUCUACGACAUCCCUGACAUCCGCCUCUUCUGGAGUGAGGACGAGCGUUUCCUGAAGCAGUUCCACGUGUCAGACAUCAAUCAGAGGGUGAAGUUUCAGCCUCUUAGCAAAUACCCUGCUGUGCUCAAUGACAUUUCCUUCUGGCUGCCCUCGGAGAAUUACACAGAGAAUGAUUUCUAUGACUUAGUCCGAACAAUUGGUGGAGACCUGGUGGAAAAGGUUGAGCUUAUAGACAAGUUUGAACAUCCAAAGACACACAGGACAAGCCACUGCUACCGAAUCACCUACCGCCACAUGGAGCGGACACUGUCCCAGAAGGAAGUCAACAGUGUCCACCAGGCAGUGCAGCAGGCUGCAGUGCAGCUGCUGGGUGUGGAAGGCCGCUUUUGAUGUCAUGGCUUCACCCUGGCUGCAGCAUUUGGAAAGGAGAAGGCAUUGUGAAUUAGAGUAUCAGUCAUCAUUUGAUAAAUGGGUCUGCUUUAGAACUUUCAGGAAAUAAAGGCUCUCUCUUGAGAAAGUGUU
Messenger RNA from Nannospalax galili (Upper Galilee mountains blind mole rat), 2093 nucleotides. RefSeq names its product phenylalanyl-tRNA synthetase 2, mitochondrial (gene Fars2). The record is from RefSeq and is a predicted model, not a curated record. Gene Ontology annotation, molecular function: tRNA binding; ATP binding; phenylalanine-tRNA ligase activity. Gene Ontology annotation, biological process: phenylalanyl-tRNA aminoacylation. The transcript is spliced from 10 exons. Bases 606 to 1961 code for a protein of 451 amino acids. Gene Ontology annotation, cellular component: mitochondrion; cytoplasm. NCBI's taxonomy places the organism in Eukaryota, Metazoa, Chordata, Mammalia, Rodentia, Spalacidae.